GCACACAGAGCGCCGCGUCACCGGGCGGCGCCGGGCGGAAGCGCGGCCAUCGGGCAGCGGAGCGAUGGCGGAGCGCCGCGUCCUGCUGCUGGGCGAGGGCAACUUCUCGUUCGCCGCCGCACUCUGCGGGACCGCCGGGACCCGCGUGGUGGCCACCUGCUACGAGAGAGAGGAAGAGGUGGCGGCGCGGGGCCGGGCCAAGGAGAGCAUCCGGCGGCUGCGGGACGUGGGAGCUGAAGUUAUGUUUUCUGUGGACUGCGCCAAGCUGAAGGACUAUUUUUUACCAGCCAAAAGAGAAUUUGACUGCAUUUAUUUCAACUUCCCUCACUGUGGGAGGAAGGCUGGGGUGGUGAAGAACAGAGAGCUGCUUGCACGCUUCUUCCAUGGCUGUGCAGAAGUGCUGAUGCAGGAUGGAGAGGUCCACGUGGCUCUCUGCAGGGGGCAGGGCGGCACGCCUGCUGAUCAGCCCAGGAGAGAGUGGCACAACAGCUGGCAGGUGGUGGCGGUGGCAGCAGAAGCUGGCUUCAUCCUGAGUGAUGUUCAUCCCUUCCAAGCAGAGACUGCCCAUGGCUAUGAAUGUACGGGGUACAGGAGUCAAGAUAAAUCUUUCUGUAUAGAGGGUGCUUUAAACCACGUGUUUACACGAAGCACACCGCUUCUGUAUUGCAAACCUCUGAUCUGCGAGAUAGAACUGGAAAGCCGAAGAAUUUCUUUUCAAGUACCACAAGUACUUGUGGAUAAAAUUAACAGGGGUUUCCUAGAGCUAAAUUCAAGUCAUCCAGUAUGGACAAUAAAGGAGAAGCUCACUGCAGCACUCAGCCAAGUCUUUCCAUUACAAAGCAUUGACUACUGCCUUUCUCUGCUCCUCCAAGGUCGCCUCCAUGCUGCUUGUCACUCAAACAUUUUCUGGAUCCUUCUGAGCCCAGAGGAGACCCCAAGCGCUGAAGAAAUGGCCAGUGGGCAGGCAAAUGCAAUUUUAUUUUCCCAUGUUGAUUUUCACAGGAACACAGAUGAGAAUGUACAAGAGGGAUGUCAAACUUCAAAGCAGUGUUAUCUUAGACCUUCCCUUCUGCCUUAUGCUGAGGCAAUAAUAAAAAGUGCAGCCUUUGUCCCAGGGACACUUUACGUUUUUUCUGGCCCAGUCUUCAGGAAGUGCCGUGUCUCUCCUUACUGUAUGCCUGUUUUUCAUGAGGUGGUUUUUGUAUGUGCAGUUAACAGAGGUUCAGAGAAAAGCUGUAUACAGAUGGUAGUGGACAAAAUUAAAACCAGCAUACAUUCUCUUCACCAGACCAUUUCUGAUUUUAAGUUGAGCAUCAGUCUGCAGGAAUCAGCGAGCUUGGGAACAGCUGAGCUCAGUGAGUUUGCUGCUUUUGAAUCUCAGCUUGGUAAAAUUCAGUUCUUCCUCUGCAUGGAGGCAGAUACUUGGGACUCGUCUGAGAAGGGCUCCUGUGUGGGAGUGGUAAGGACAGCUCCAUGUGGGCCAGCAGGCAGAGAUUUGGUUGCUGUCUUUGCUUCACUGAAUCUGGACCUCGUGGCCAUGCUCAUCUGUGCCAUAGAUGACUGGCGCAUGCUCUGGACAUCAGAUGCACGCUUCCUCCGUCAGUUCCCUGCAGGAGAGCUACGGCUUUUCAGGAGCUUCUCUCUCUACCCACCUUCUUAUGUGCAUGACGUCAGUUUUUGGCUUCCCGAUGGGGAACAGUUUGAUGACGUUGCUUUUCACACCAUUGCUAGAGAAGUAUCAAGUGAAGCGGUGGCAUCCAUCUGUUUACUUGAUAGGUUCCAGCAGCUGGGGACGGGCCGGAACAGCCUGUGCUUCCGGCUGACCUUCCAGAGCUGCGACAGGGCGCUGGGCCACAGGGAGGUGGCAGCCAUGCAGCUGCGCUUUCGGGAGGAAAUCACUCAGCGGCUGCGUGUGGCCCUGCGGUAGUGCUGUGCAGUGCUGGGACAGUGCUACGUGUGGCCCUGCAGUAGGGCUGGGUAGUGCUGCUGUCUGCAGAAUGCGGCAUCUCACAGCGCUGUGCGGUGUUGCGGUGCCUCUUACAAAGGUGAGAUUCAGUAUCUGUAGGUUGUAAAUGUGGAAAUCUGCUAAUAAAAAAGAUACCUCCA
Numida meleagris (helmeted guineafowl) is the source of this 2106-nucleotide messenger RNA. RefSeq names its product ferredoxin-fold anticodon binding domain containing 1 (gene FDXACB1). The coding region runs from base 65 to 1927 and encodes 620 amino acids. Gene Ontology annotation, cellular component: cytoplasm. Gene Ontology annotation, biological process: rRNA base methylation. Gene Ontology annotation, molecular function: rRNA (uridine-N3-)-methyltransferase activity. The transcript has 5 exons. The record is from RefSeq and is a predicted model, not a curated record. NCBI's taxonomy places the organism in Eukaryota, Metazoa, Chordata, Aves, Galliformes, Numididae.